AUGUCAGACUCCUCCAGUGCGUACGAGAAGAGCCCUUUCGAUGACCCGUCCACAGAUAUCGUCCUUCGAAGCUCUGAUGAUGUCGAAUUCCACGUUCACCGACUCAUACUCUCGCUGGCGUCCGUUGUCUUCACCGACAUUCUCUCUCUACCGCAGGACCCUCAAUCUAAGCAUGUCGAUGGAAAACCGACAGUAGACUUGCUGGAGGAUGGAAACACUCUGCGCCACCUCCUCCUGUACUGCUAUCCAACCCCCAAGCCCCGCCUGGAACAUCCAAACGAGAUAAUCCCCGUGCUAAAGGCGGCUUUCAAGUACGAGAUGCAUGGACCUCGCGAAGAACUCAUCACAGCCCUGCGACACGCCGCUCACGUCGACCCCGUGCGCGUCUGGUCCUUCGCGGUCUCCCAAAACGGCCUCGACGACGUCGUCCGCCGCGCCGCCAGACACAUCAAGUCCCACAUGAGUGGCGCACCCGCGCUCGCCAUGCUGGAGAAGAACCUGAGGGCCGCAGGCCUCGAGGAGGUCCUCUCUGAGGUCAGCACAGGGGCGUACUUCCGUCUCCGUGAGUACAUCGGCGGCCCCGACGGGACAACCCCCCUCCGUCUGGAGCCUGCGCUGUCGGAGUCGGAUGCGGCCGCGGACGCGCCACUGAGCGCGCUCGAGCUCGCGAAGACGUGCGCCACGUUCAUACCCGCCCACCCUCCCCCCGACGCGACCCUGCGAUGCUCGGACGGCGUCGAGCUCAAGGUGCACCUGCUAGAGCUCGUCCGAUGCAAACUCGGCUCGUGCCCUGAGGACGGGGACCCCGCGGUGUACCGUGUCGACGCGCGAGGGCACGUCGUCGUGUGCGUGCUCCAGGUUUGUUACGCGAAGGGGGAUCUCGACUUCAUGUCUACCUUCGAUCACGUAGCCGGCAUCCUUUCCACAUUUCGGUCGCUCCACGUGUGCGCAGACCUGGAAUCCAGGGUCAAGCGUUAUUGGGACACGAAGGUGGCGCGAUCCGUACAACGUGGGGACGGCGCCCCUCUGGAAGCUUACCUUGCGGCAGUGCAGUACGGACUCAAGCAAGAGGAGAUCAAGGCGGCGGUGAGAUGCACCUUAGAAAGGACGCUCGUCGAAGUACCGUACAUGGAGGAAGCCUCGGCUCUGGCUUACCACAAAUUAUUGACAUACUCAUCCCCUGGCUGGAGGGGAUACGAAGGAAGUGGAAGUCCCAUACAUGCCACUGCCAUUUCCAAACGACAAGCUGGAUGGAAGUGGAGCUGA
This is a messenger RNA of Epithele typhae, 1266 nucleotides long. RefSeq lists its product as uncharacterized. The coding region runs from base 1 to 1266 and encodes 421 amino acids. NCBI's taxonomy places the organism in Eukaryota, Fungi, Basidiomycota, Agaricomycetes, Polyporales, Epitheliaceae. The record is from RefSeq and is a predicted model, not a curated record. Gene Ontology annotation, molecular function: protein binding. The transcript is spliced from 2 exons.